This is a messenger RNA of Hypoxylon fragiforme, 1209 nucleotides long. RefSeq names its product P-loop containing nucleoside triphosphate hydrolase protein. Gene Ontology annotation, biological process: small GTPase-mediated signal transduction. The transcript is spliced from 6 exons. The record is from RefSeq and is a predicted model, not a curated record. The coding region runs from base 1 to 1209 and encodes 402 amino acids. Gene Ontology annotation, molecular function: GTPase activity; GTP binding. Lineage: Eukaryota; Fungi; Ascomycota; Sordariomycetes; Xylariales; Hypoxylaceae.
AUGGCGAAUCAUCACAGCUUCUUGCGAGAACCCAAAUCCGCCGCGGCGAACGCCAACAUGGCUGCCGAACACUCCCAGCAGUUUCGCGUCCCCUUCGCUAAGAACUUCUCUUUCACCAUCCCCGACAAAUGGAUUCCCAACAAUCCCUCUGUCGUCCGUUGGAUCAACAACCUUCCUGGCUCCGUGGAGCGUGAGCAGCCCUUGGAGCCUGCCCGUUACUCGACUCCAAAGCACUCUUUGGACGUCAUCUUUGGUGAUGAAGAAUCCGAAAAGGACGAACAUCGUGCCAAGCGAGCGCGACGGAGUUCAGUUCUGAGCAUCCAGCCUAGCAUCCAGAAGAUUCGCCAGCACACCGCUAACAAUGGCCUGGUGCGCCGUGUCUCUAACGUGUGCCGUCGCGUCGUAUCUCGGAACAAGAAUCGAGACACCUCGACUGGAUUCACGAUCAGUGACACGCCCUCGCCUUCCACCCCCAUCUCUCUGAACCGGCCACGAAUGAGAUUCGUUUUCGUCGGAGAGUCGGGAUGUGGAAAGUCCAGCAUGUUACUCCGAUACUAUCAAGACUUCUUCAGCCUGGCCUAUGUCAAAACUCAGUAUAAGUUAUUCAGCAAGACGACCACGGUUGAUGAGCAGGACGUCGAUCUCGAGAUCUGGGACACCUCCGGCGACCUGUCGCUCCACCAGCUGCAGAACCUGUCCUACCUGGUCUGGGACGCCGUGUUCCUCUGCUUCAGUGUUGACAGCCCCACACGUUGGGAGCAGGUCCAAGAAAUGUGGGUUGACGAGAUCCACAAAUUCUGCCGCGGCGCUCCCGUCAUCCUCCUGGGCCUGAAGAAGGACACGCGCCGUGGUAUCGGCAUGACAAGACCCCUAUCCCUACAUUUGCAAUCUCGUCUCUGUACCUCGGAGAACUCAAACAACUCAACAGUCUCGCGCGGAAUGCAGUACAUCGAGUGCUCAGCCAAGACCGGCGAGAACGUCGACCUCGCGUUCGAAGAAGCCGUGCGAAUGGUUCUCGCCGAGCGCGCCGAGGAAGAACAGCUCGCGCGCAUCCGGGAGCUGAGCCUGUCCGACCAUAGCAGCAGCAGCUUCAAUUACCGCUGCGACAACAGCUACAGCCCACCGGAUAGCAGUGACGAUGACUAUGAUGAGGAGGAGGAGGAGCGCGAGUUGAAUCGCCGUGCGUCGUCGUUGUUUUGCUUCAAGUAG